Molecule: messenger RNA, 1329 nt
Organism: Ipomoea nil (Japanese morning glory)
Lineage: Eukaryota; Viridiplantae; Streptophyta; Magnoliopsida; Solanales; Convolvulaceae
Product: D-amino-acid transaminase, chloroplastic-like
Exons: 5
Coding region: 137-1168 (343 amino acids)
Biological process (GO): folic acid biosynthetic process
Molecular function (GO): 4-amino-4-deoxychorismate lyase activity; pyridoxal phosphate binding
Source: RefSeq, a predicted model, not a curated record
GUCUGCUUUGUCUCCUUUCCCGUCUCUUUCCACCUUAAUUUCCUCUAUAACUUAUUGCUCCUCCCAUCCGCCUUAAAAUUUAAAACCCUUAGCUUCUGUGCUUUCUUCGAUCUUCAAAGUUUGAUCCUUUAGGCAAAUGGCAACCUCCAAAUCUUCUCCUGAUCAGGAAUCAGAGCUCAACCAAGAGUUUAAAGCCCAUGUCUUUUCUUCAUCCUCGGAGUUGCUUGAAAAGCUGCAUGAGAAGUGGAAUUCUGUGGAGAGGAUACCCUAUCCAGCAAUGUACUCAAGUAUAUAUGGCGGAAUUAUUCUUGAUCCAGCUAUGAUGGUUAUUCCAAUUGAUGAUCACAUGGUUCAUCGAGGACAUGGUGUCUUUGACACAGCUAUUCUUCUUGAUGGUUAUCUCUACGAGUUGGAUGCCCACCUUGACCGCUUUCUCAGAUCAGCAUCCAAGGCCAAAAUUGUUUCUCCUCAUUCACGUUCUGCACUUAGGAGCAUUCUUAUCCAGCUUGCUGCUGUGUCAAAAUGUAGGAAAGGAACCCUGAGAUAUUGGUUAAGUGCAGGACCGGGGGACUUCUUACUCUCUCCAGCUGGAUGCCCGACAUCUGCAUUCUAUGCUGUAGUUAUAUAUGAAGACUUUGAACAGUGCAAAGAAGGGGUUAAAGUAAUUACAUCUUCUGUCCCCAUGAAGCCGAUCAUUUUUGCCACAAUGAAGAAUGUGAACUACCUUCCAAAUGUCCUCUCGAAACUGGAAGCUGAGGAGAAGGGAGCUUUUGCAGCAAUCUGGAUCGAUGAAGAGGGUUAUAUCGCGGAAGGUCCAAACGUCAAUGUUGCUUUUAUUACUCACAAAAAGGAACUCAUCUUGCCUAAGUUUGAUAAGAUCCUUAGCGGAUGCACUGCUCUGAGGCUUCUUGAACUUGCACCCAAAUUGGUAGAGCAGGGACGCUUGACAGGAGUGAAAACUGGCGAUCUCACAGUGGAAGAGGCCAAAGGAGCUGCUGAAAUGAUGUUUGUUGGAAGCACGCUUCCUAUACUACCCAUUAUCGCUUGGGAUGAGAAACCCAUUGGAGAUGGGAAAGUGGGAGAGCUAACAAUGGCGCUCUCGGAUUUGCUUUGGGAAGAUAUGGUAGCUGGUCCUGAUACUCAAAGAAUUCCAGUUCCCUACGAAUAAAAUGAGUGUGAAGCUAAGGCAGACUGAAGCUUUAAAAGUAUUCUGAAGUGCCCUUAUUUGAUUCAGAAAAUUUGAAGUUUUACAUAGUUUGUAUCCUCAGCUGGCAAUUGCAAUGUUUGUGUAUCAAGAUUGAAGAAGACAAGUGAAAAAUGCUCUCUGAA